Molecule: messenger RNA, 2511 nt
Organism: Myotis daubentonii (Daubenton's bat)
Lineage: Eukaryota; Metazoa; Chordata; Mammalia; Chiroptera; Vespertilionidae
Gene: ITFG2
Product: integrin alpha FG-GAP repeat containing 2
Biological process (GO): regulation of TOR signaling
Cellular component (GO): KICSTOR complex
Molecular function (GO): protein binding
Source: RefSeq, a predicted model, not a curated record
UCUUCAACUGUCAGCGCGACAAAGGAAGAGGUCAAGGUUAUUAGGUCAAGCACUAGAGAGCCCUGUUGCCAAGGGAAUGGAUCAGCCCGGUUAGGAUUGGUCUGCCCUUGCGAUCCAGCCCUCAGGUGAAAACGAGUGGCCCACGCCCCUGUCACUCACAUAAGUAGCUGGUCACGCCCCAAGCCCAGCGGGCUCGGAAGACCCGCCUCCUCUCUAAGGUUAAGCGAGGAAAGCUGGGAUUGGAGGUUCAGGUGGUGACGUAACUUUCCGCUUUGAGUGGCUUUCCGCUCUGGCGGCAGCCGGGAGAGGCUCGGGGAACAUUUAGCUGGGUCUCCCGACCCCUUAGCCCUCGGAAGUGCGAUGAGGUCCGUUAGCUACGUGCAGCGCGUGGCCCUGGAGUUCAGCGGAAGCCUCUUUCCGCACGCAAUCUGCCUCGGAGACGUCGAUAACGACACGUUAAAUGAACUGGUGGUGGGAGACACCAGUGGGAAGCUGUCUGUAUAUAAGAAUGAUGACAGCCGUCCAUGGCUCACCUGUUCUUGCCAGGGAAUGCUGACUUGCGUUGGGGUUGGAGAUGUAUGCAAUAAAGGAAAGAAUCUCGUGGUGGCAGUAAGUGCUGAGGGCUGGUUUCACUUGUGUGACCUGACACCUGCCAGGACCCUGGAUGCUUCUGGGCACCAUGAGACCCUAAUGGGAGAGGAGCAGCGUCCAGUGUUUAAGCAGCACAUCCCUGCCAACACCAAGGUCAUGCUGAUCAGCGACAUCGAUGGAGACGGGUGUUGCGAGCUGGUGGUAGGUUACACAGACCGUGUGGUACGGGCUUUCCGCUGGGAAGAUCUGGGCGAGGGCACUGAACAUCUGACAGGGCAGCUGGUGUCGCUCAAGAAAUGGACACUGGAAGGCCAGGUGGACAGUCUCUCGGUGACUCUGGGGCCCCUUGGUGUUCCUGAACUGAUGGUGUCACAGCCAGGCUGUGCUUAUGCAGUGUUACUAUGCACCUGGAACAAGGACGCUAGGCAUUCCACUACCUCUGAGGGGACCACGGAGGGCAUUAGUCCCCCAGUCUCCUGCCCACAGGGAGACCCCGGCUGCCCGAGAUGUUGUGCUACACCAGACAUCCGGCCGCAUCCACAACAAGAAUGUCUCUACUCACCUCAUCGGCAACAUCAAACGAGGCCACACUGCGGAGAGUGGUGGCUCUGGCCUCUUUGCCCUCUGCACCCUGGAUGGGACACUGAAGCUUAUGGAGGAAGCAGACAAGCUGUUGUGGUCAGUGCAGGUGGACCACCAGCUUUUCGCCCUAGAGAAAUUGGAUGUCACGGCCUGUAUGCCUGCAAAGAGGGCCGCAACAGUCCCUGCCUCGUGUAUGUCACAUUCAACCAGAAGAUCUAUGUGUACUGGGAGGUGCAGCUUGAGCGGAUGGAGUCUACUAAUCUGCUGAAAUUGCUAGAGGCUGAGCCUGAGUACCAGGGGCUGCUGCAGGAGCUGGGCCUGGAUCCUGAUGACCUCCCAGCAGCCCGCACCCUGGUUCACCAAACCCUCUACCAUCCUGACCAGCCACCACAGUGUGCUCCUGCAAGCCUCCAGGAUCCCACCUAGCGGGGCUUUCCCUCUUAGCUGAAUAAGGAUCCUCUGAACCUCUCUACCCCCAAGGUGUCCAUGGUAUUGGCAGGAGAGGGAAUGUAUACUACAGAGGAGCAUGGACAGAUGGCAGCAACCCGAGGGUAACUGUGAACUAUAGAUCUCAUGGUCUUCUCGGUGAAAGAAGAGACAACUUGACUGUCUGCCCAUUUUCUUGUCUACCUCACCCAUCACAUCAGCAGGGUUGUAAGACCCUGACCUUAUUCCACAUCAUCUGGGACUGCCCCCUCCCCAAAACUCCCCAGUCUCGUAUGGAAAACAGACUUGUUUGUGAGGAAGGAGCACCAAUCUUUUGUGUGGCACUGACACUUGUGAGGAAACUAGGCUUCGGGGCCAGUGGAGCUGUGAGGUAAGGCCUCUGCCCCAUCCGAAGCUCCAUCUUCAUGUCACAGCUCCCUCCAGGUCCCUGACAGUGGCGGUUAUUGCAAGAAUGGCAAACUGUCAGCUUUGUUAUUGAGGGGCCUUUCAGGGCAUUUCACAGUCUGGAUUUUCUGUGUCCCCAGCAAUCCUGAGAUGAUUUUGCUCUAUUUUCCAAAGAACCUGGGCCAGCAACCUCUCAUUUUGCCAUGCUCUUCAAGUAUCACACAGUUUCCUAGGCCUCGCUCCAUUUCCCACCCCCCCAUUUCCACAGAAACACCUAUUGUCCAUCAGACAAUAGACAUUUACAACCUGAUGCAGAUUUAUGAUCCAGACCAUAAUCAGAAUUCUAUCUUGGGCCAUUUCUAUCCCUUCUGCUCUUCAUUCUGUGUGCUUUAAAUCAGUAUCUUUCAAAUUAUAGGUUGCAAUCUUUUAGUGGGAUGUGGUCAGCAUUUUUUAAAUAAAUGAAAUAGAAUACAGUAGAAUGAAAAAUAAAGUAUAUUGUUCACAGUA